This is a messenger RNA of Sycon ciliatum, 3905 nucleotides long. Its product is annotated as SUN domain-containing ossification factor-like. The transcript is spliced from 19 exons. Lineage: Eukaryota; Metazoa; Porifera; Calcarea; Leucosolenida; Sycettidae. Gene Ontology annotation, biological process: protein folding in endoplasmic reticulum. The record is from RefSeq and is a predicted model, not a curated record. The coding region runs from base 158 to 3298 and encodes 1046 amino acids. Gene Ontology annotation, cellular component: cytoplasm; membrane.
GACAGGCAGCAAAGAUGCAUGUCAUCAAGGAUCAAGCCAGUUCAAGCGUCUCGCUUUCUUUGGCUCGUCACGAAUCCGGUGCUGCAGCCAGGAUGGUGGACGAUGCUUCUUUGUCCUUGGGAAUGCUGUUCCUUCAUGGCGCAGGGUAGAUGCUUCAAUGGUGUUCUGUAAUUUUUCAAUUUUGCUGCUGGUCAGCAUAUGUUUGUAUGGCGGAGGCCACGUGGUGGGCAUAAAUACUGAUGAUGAGCGACAUUCGGUGAAUACUGUUGAAUCCGCUACUUCGACAGUUGCCGGAGAAUUCCAUCACCCUGCGGCUAGCGAUAGUCCUCACAUAGACAAUGAUGAGAUUCGAUAUCAAAUCCCGAAGCCGAUUGCACCCACACCCACUCCAACAGUGCAGCCACUACGGCCUCCUCCGGAUUACAGCAGUGCCGACCAUACAGGACUUGGUGAAGUCGAUCAGGACCAUCAGGUGGUUGACGAAGUCGAUCAGCCGGCUGUCGAGGAGCACCAAUAUUCUGACUCUGCACAUCACCCAGACUCCACGUGUCCCAAAUUAAAUGAAAAUAAUAAAUCUGAUCUUGAACCACCACCAGCGCCACCAGAGCCCGUUGACAUCGAGCACGACAGCCCCGAACCAGCAGCUGUUGUCAAUCCGGAUGCAGCGAAUGACUCAUCAUCUGAAAUUACACCGGAUUCACCAAUAGCUGAUCCAGAACCAUCUGAGCUGGCCAUAGUUGUGGGUAUGGGAGAUGGCGCAGAUGAACAGGGAGAGAAUCAAACAGUAGAUGUGCACCAAGAUCCCACAUCUGCUUCAGAGGAUGAGCUGCUGUCGUUCGAGGAAUGGAAGCGGAAAAAAGAAGAAGACAUUGCCAAGAAUGGUCAAGAUGAUAGCCCAUCCACCCCAUCCGACUCAUCCAGUGAGAAGAUAUCUGCCAAUGACAAGUCGGCCAAGCUGGUCAGCACACAGCAGAACUUUGCGAAUGUUGAUUGUGGCGCCAAAGUUGUCAGUGCUAAUCCCGAGGCGCAGAACUGGAAAGCCAUACUGGACACCAAUCGUGAUGUGUAUCUUCUGAAUCCUUGCAGUGCCAGAAUCUGGUUUGUUGUGGAACUCUGUGAUGAUGUCCUUCUUCAAUCAGUUGAAAUGGCCAACUUUGAAAUGUUUUCCUCCUCACCCAAACGGUUCACCAUCAGCACCACAAACAGGUUUCCAAGUCGCGACUGGGCCACUCUUGGGGAAUUUGAGGCAAAUGAUACCCGGGAUAUUCAAGUCUUCGAGUUGCCCAAGCACGUCUAUGCCAAGUACCUCAAAAUUGAAGUAUUAUCCCAUCAUGGUGUGGAGCACUACUGUCCAAUCAGCUCAAUGCGUGUCAUGGCAACCAGCAUGGUGCAAGAAUACGAGCUUGUCGAGGAGAUUGAAAAAGAGCCAGCAUCUCUCACCGAUGAGGUCCUGACGGAUGAUUCUCAGCUACAGGAAGCCGAGGUUGAUAUUGUUCAUCGGGCAAAACAUGCUGUUUUGAACAUGCUAUCAAGCUUCUUGCCCGAUGCUGGCAAUGAGACCGAAGGGGAGAAGACAGGAAGUGAGAACGACACGGAAAAUUCAACCGAGCCGGUGGUCUCCCUUCCACCUAAUCUAGAGACCGUGACAGUUACUGACUCCGAGGACGUGGCUCUCAAGCCUCAGACCUCUUCAGAUCAAGACGGACCAGGACCAGCACCGACUGAUAUACCAACUGAAGCACCUGCAGCAACGACCUCGAAUUCGCCCCAGCCGGAUGUGCCUGCUGUCCAGACCACUUCAAUGAAUGAGAUCAUUGCUCCGACUGCCAGCACUCCAACGCCUACAAGUGUCCAGCCAGACCUCAUCAGCAGUGUUUCUUUGCAUUCCACCGUGGCUGUGGAUACGAGUGAUACAGCAACGCAAUCGUCUAGUCAGCUUGCUACUGUCACUGCCAAUGAGCUGCCAGUAUCGGUCACCCCAUCACCUGCUUUGUCACCGCCGACCGUUGCCUCUGACUCCGAGAUAGCGCUGACAGUGUCCACUGCACACUCUGAUACGUCAAUGUGUGAACCCACCAGCCCAGCCAGUAAUCAGAUUGAUAGCGCUGGCACUGACACCGUGUUGUCCACGCCGGUCAUCUCCAGUCUUGAUGUUCACCCUGUGGUGGAUUCAGUCCCUAUUUCGGAAGAUGCUGCUGUAUCAACAACCGUCCAGGAAUCAGCUACCGGUACUCCUGCUGUACAUGUUCCUGUCUUGCCUUCUUCUGUGCUUGCUGAUGAUGUACCAGUGUCGGCGACAGUGGCUGAUUCCAGCAGCACGCAAACCGUAGCUGCUGCCAAUGAUACAGACAUGGACUUGGCAGGCAAGGCGAAUAUCUCAGAAUCUAGUGUUGAAACCAGCAACACUACAGACUUGCCAGCAUCCAAUGAUUCACUGCCCGCUAUUGGCAACGGCUCGAAUAAAUCCAUGGACGAUGCUUCCCAGAGCCAUUCAACGCCGCCAAAGGAGUCCGUUUUCAUUCGUCUGAACAACCGCAUCAAAUCUCUGGACAGCAGGCUGGAUGCCAAUGUUACCCUCAUUCAGCAUUAUUUGGAUGAGCUCAGUGCAAGUUUCAAUCGUUUCAAGAAGAACAUGAGCGAGGUAAUGCGCCACAAUGAUGCGCAUCUACAACGUCUAAACGAGUCACUGAUAUUUACUCAGCAGGAGCUUGUACAAGCGGUGACGGCCAACCGAAAUGUUGAAAGCAACGUUGCCAACCUGACGACAACUGUUUUAGCUCUGACGGAAGAGUUGCUGCACCUUCAUGACCAGACGCUCUCUCAUCUGUCAACGUUUGUGGCGGCGAGUGUUACCAUUAUUGGUCUUCUUGUUCUCGCCUUCCUUGCUGUCGUUGGCCAUCGGUUGGCUGUGGCCUGUGACCGGCAGCAGAAGACAAUGGAUCUAAUGAUCAAGGCCAUCAGGCAGACUGGGUACGCAGUCCCCAUGGCCGAACAUCCUCUAUCUAAUGGUGGAGUGAGGAAACCCCUGUCUACUGACUCAUCUCCUACUGCUGAGAAAGGCAGAGCAUUCAGGCCUGUGGCAUCAUAUCCUGACUUGCCUUCAGCGGCCGCCGCUGCUGCUGCGUCUGAUGAGCUAGACAGCGGCAAUUGGAUCGCGGUGACGGCAAAGUCGCGCAGCACUUUCCCCAGAUCAUCUUCUAAUCCGCACCAUGCAGCUCUUACUCGGCAUAACAGCUCGCCUCUCACCACGGCCAGCUCACGGAGCCGUCAAGGCAAGCGCACCUCGCCUAAGCUUUGAGUUAUCUAUUACCUAUUAGCACUGCUCACGGUCUUAUAUCUCGACUACACAUCCUUGCGAAGCGUCUAUUUUUAAGCAAAUUAUCCGUUCACCAUUCGCUUGAGAUCGGCUUGAUAUUUGUAUAUUAUUAUUAUGAUUAUUGCAGCAGUUGACUACCUUGACACACUUUUGGUUAUACUUCCAAUCUCAUACUUGUCCUAGCACCGUCUACCUUGACACACUUUUGGUUAUACUUCCAAUCUCAUAAUUGUCCUAGCACCGUCUACACGGGGAAGUACCCCUUGCUACGAGCAGUCUAGAACAUCGCACAAUUUUUUUCACACAAAAACCAUAUUAAACUGCACUUAUUUCACUGUUCCAAUCAGCUUUUUACCAGUUUUUAUAGCUCUUUUCAAUCUCAUCUAGGCCCUUCGUUUUCUACUUCGUUUUUAAAUAUUAGGUUUUCUUCGUCUUAUCUCAAAUCCAGCAGCUCAGCGUUGCAUUUUUUCCCUUGAUUUUCGUCUCAGUUGAGGUCGGUCCACCGUAAUCUGUGUAGUCAGCUGCUGUGUGUUUGAUUGUUUGAGCAUAGGCAUUCUCUCAUGAACAGAUCUGAAUGGUCCACUUGUAA